GCGGUGUCACAUGACCGGCAGGAUCCCAUCCAGGAAGUGUGAGCACCGAGGAGUGGAAAUGGCAGUGUUGUGUAGUGCAUGUCUUUCUAUAGAGAAGGACUGGGCAGUAUGAUGUGAAUGGACUGUGCUGGGCUCUACACUGCAAGACAUGGUGAUUUUGCGAGAGGGGCUUUGUCCUGGAUUGACAUCUGAGAUAAUUGCCACACUUAAAAGAAAUCACGUGAAAACAGUGGUUGAUUUGGUGGCUUCAGACUUAGAGGAACUUGCUCGGAAAUGCUCCUUAUCAUAUAAGGCACUUGUGGCAGUUAGACGUGUUCUGCUUGCUCAGUACUCUGCAUUCCCUUCAAAUGGUGCGGACUUGUAUGAAGAGCUGAAGAUUUCCACAGCCAUUCUUCCCACGGGAAACAGCAAACUGGACCUCCUGUUGGAUUCAGGUUUAUACACUGGAGAAGUCACAGAGAUUGCAGGAAUAUCUGGAUGUGGCAAAACACAGAUAUGUCAAAGCAUCGCUGUAAAUGUGGCUAGCAGCAUAAAGCAGAGAGUUUGUUAUAUAGACACCACAGGAGGCCUGACUGGCUCUCGUCUCCUGCAGUUGAUACAAUCCAGGACAGAACAGGAGGAUGAACAGAUUGCAUCUCUUCAGAGGAUUGAUGUGUUCCAUGUGUUUGAUGUGUAUAAAUUAUUAGAUGUACUACAGGAUUUGCGGCACAGUUUAUCCCGACAGGUGGUAAGAUCAGGAGAAGCUCUGAAACUUAUAAUCAUUGAUUCAGUAUGUGCUGUUAUCUACCCACUGUUAGGAGGAAAGCAGACAGAAGGAAUGGCUGCCAUGAUGCACCUGGCACGGGAACUACAAACCCUUGCUCGUGAUUACAGCCUCGCUGUUUUAGCAACUAACCACAUUACUAAAGACAGUGCAAGUAGGAUUCGUCCAGCCCUGGGUCGUUCAUGGAGUUUUGUGCCCAGUACACGCAUUCUGCUUUAUAGACCAGAAAACGCCCAAAGUGGAUUUCGUACAGCGUCGCUUGUAAAGUCGCCUCGACAACCUUCAAACUUGCAAGUGGAAGUGGAGAUUGGCUGCUUUGGGACGCUAGAAGGAAGCAGCACAGGCACAGCUUCUGGAUUAUGAUAUGCCAGUCAGAAAAAUUUACUUUUUUUUAUAAUUGUGUUACUGAAAGCACUGAAAUACCUUUUUGAAUAUUGUUUGUAUUCCCAGCCUUCAAACUUGCAAGUGGAGAUUGGCUGCUUUGUUUGUGGGAAAAAGAAAUGUUACUUUAUGCCAAAAUUGUAUCAUUUCAUUUUUUUUUUUGUAUAUGAUUGCUGUGUGGCUAUCUGGAGAUUCUGAGUGGAAUUGGAUAGUCAGCCAAUUUCAUAAACAAGUGCAUUUAAAGGAGAGCAUUUGGGACAUAACAAGCUGGAUGAAUAACUUGCAUCACACUGCCUGCUUCAGCUCGUUUUUGUGUGGCCAGAGCAUGUUAUUGCCUAAUAUGGCCCAACUUGUAAAAAAGUUAGUUGGCUAGGGUAAACAUUUAACUGGCAUGCAAUUUACAGAGAACCAUCUACCAGAGGUUUAUCUAGCGUAUUUGAAACCUGGGGCAGAUCAUUUUGUAACACACCCUUCUCCUAUACAUCAAAAUAAUUUUCAGUAAUAACUGUGAAAUUAAGCUAAUAAGAAAAGAAAUAGCAACAGUAUUUAAUUUUUUAUUUUUUUUUGCAAGCAGAAUACAUAAUUAUUCCAGUGAAAGGUAAGACAGUCGAUGUUAAUGGCAUGACUAAAAAAACACUAAAGCGCUGACACUGAGCCCAUCCUAUAGCGAUAAAAUGUCAUAUGCCAGGUUAGAAAAGAAGUAUUGAAAGAUACCUAUUCUCGGAGGUAUAGGAAACAAAAUGUAAAUUGGUAGAAAAUGGCUGACACUGAAGAGCUGGCAAGGCUGCUUUCAUAUGUGGGUUGGAAAUCCACAAUCUGUAAAAUAGGAAAUAAAUGGAAGAAAGCACCAAACCGGCACUGCGGACUGUCAUCCUCUCUCCCCCUCACCCGCUUGUGAGUUUCAUUUGUUUUAUAUGGUAUUUUACUUAAUAAAUUAUGCUACACUAUGCCGGUUUGGCGCUUUCUUCCAAUGUUAAUGGCAUGACUGCUGAUCAUCAAUGAAAGGGGCAUUUUUUAGAAUUCCCCCUUAUAUUGAUGAUCAGUCGAAGAAAGAAAGAAUACCUCUUUCUUUUGGGGGUCUGUAGAAAAAAUCUCCUUACCAUUGGUGGUCAUAUUUUGGUCAAUUGGAGGAAAGUGCCACUUACACUGGUGGUCAGUUUGCAAAAAAAAAAAUUCCCUUUU
Messenger RNA from Rana temporaria (common frog), 2326 nucleotides. RefSeq names its product RAD51 paralog D (gene RAD51D). Gene Ontology annotation, cellular component: replication fork; Rad51B-Rad51C-Rad51D-XRCC2 complex; centrosome. The record is from RefSeq and is a predicted model, not a curated record. Gene Ontology annotation, biological process: telomere maintenance; double-strand break repair via homologous recombination; DNA strand invasion. Lineage: Eukaryota; Metazoa; Chordata; Amphibia; Anura; Ranidae. The transcript has 11 exons. Gene Ontology annotation, molecular function: single-stranded DNA binding; ATP-dependent DNA damage sensor activity; ATP hydrolysis activity. The coding region runs from base 149 to 1126 and encodes 325 amino acids.